Arthroderma uncinatum is the source of this 1026-nucleotide messenger RNA. RefSeq lists its product as uncharacterized. The transcript has a single exon. Lineage: Eukaryota; Fungi; Ascomycota; Eurotiomycetes; Onygenales; Arthrodermataceae. The coding region runs from base 1 to 1026 and encodes 341 amino acids. The record is from RefSeq and is a predicted model, not a curated record.
AUGUUUGCGAACAACUUGCGCCGGGCUUCGUUGCCUGUUCUCGCUCUCCUCCUACAGCUGCAGCUACAGCUUGUCGCAGCUUCGCCGUUCUCUACUCCUCGUCCUACGCACUCGCUGGAACCCCGACAGUGUGCUCCAUGCGGCUACUAUGGACAAGCAUGCUGUCUCUCCAGCGAAGAGUGCUUUACCGACUCGAACAACCAGGCCUCGUGUCGCCCCAAGUCCGGAGGCGGCGGUGGUGGUCAAUGGGAAUACUUCACUACAACUUACGUCCAAACCGAUUUCGUCACCGUCACGUCUACCGGUAGCAGGCCCAUCGCUGCACCGACAGGACCCGGCCCCCAGUGCAAGGCCAAUCUCGGCGAGACGGUAUGCGGAACGACAUGCUGCACUGCAGCCCAGGCAUGCAACGAGAACCUGGUAUGCGUUCAGUCCGGCGGUUCACCGUUUCCUACCCAGCCGGCUCCAACUCCUCCCACACGUCCCACCAGCACCCAGGGCGUGACCGUCACCUCGACCCCAACCACCACCGUCCCGUUCAUGCCAGCCGUCGGCACAGAUGGCAGCAGCGUUAUCGGCAUCACAAAGGGCAGCGGCGGUCUUAGCGGUGGAGCAAUUGCCGGCAUCGUCAUCGGAUCCAUCGCCGGAGCAUUGAUACUGCUGCUCAUAUGCAUCUGCUGCUGCGUGGGGAGCUGUAUCGACCGCGUGCGAGCCAUAUUCGGCAUAGGUGGUCGCCGCAAACGAAGCAGACACUCUUCCUACACCGGCACAUCAUCGUAUUCGUCUCACCAUGGCUGGUUUGGCGGCGGCGGCGGCGGUGGCUCUCGACCCGACUCCGAGAAGAAGAAAAAGAAGACCGGGUUCCUGGGCCUGGCUAGUCUGGGCGUUGUCAUCGGUGCAAUCGCGCUCUGCCUCGGUCUGGGUCGACGAAAGGACGACAAGUCGACAUACUACACCGGCUCGUCGUAUUAUUCGUCAAGCAGCAGCAGCAGUAGCAGCUCAGGCCGUCGGACACAGCGGUCUUAA